UAUUUUGCUACCUUGCUAAUUAUUAUUACUUCUGUAUAAUUUAUCAUAAUAUUUAAACAUUGGUGCUGGAUUUUCACAUUUUAAAGUAUAUGUAUUGCGACAAAUCUUUACAUAAUUUUUUAGAGGUCAUUUCAGAAUCAAAUUAGUCUUAAAAUGCCGCUGUUUAUCUUAUCUUUUUCGUAGAUUGUGUACACUGAAUGAGUGUCUAUAGAUCUAUCUGUUUUUUGAGCACAACUAAAAACUUGAGGAAAAUGAGUAUUGAUAUUGGAGCAUAAUUGUUUAGGUAUGAGAAUUAGAUACAAGGAUAAAGAUGAAACAUUUUUGGAAAAGCAUUUAGUAUCUAAGGAGCCAUUUGGACAGUUUAAAGCAUGGUUUGAAGAAGCCUGUACUAGAAAAGAAAUUCUAGAACCAAAUGCAAUGUGUUUAGCAACUGCUACUAAAGAUUGCUUCCCAUCAGCAAGGUUUGUGUUGUGCAAAGGAUAUGGCAAGGAUGGUUUCAAGUUUUUUACAAAUCAUGGAAGUAGAAAAGCUAAGGAAAUGGAAGAAAAUCCAAAUGUAGCUGCAACAUUUUACUGGGAAGUUCUUAAUAGAUCUGUGAGAAUUGAAGGCCAUGUUGAAAAGUUGUCUGAAGAGGAAUCUACAACAUAUUUCCAUUCACGGCCUGUGCCUAGUCAGAUUGCAGCCUGUACUAGCUAUCAGAGUACUCCCAUUGAGUCAAGAGAUAUUCUUUGUGAGAGAGAAAGUAUACUGGAGGCAAAAUAUAUGAUUCCUAAUCAAGAAGUUCCAAAACCAGAGUUUUGGGGUGGUUACAUAAUACGUCCAAGAGCUGUUGAGUUUUGGCAAGGUCAAAGAGAUCGCCUUCAUGAUAGAAUUAAAUUUAGAAAGCCAAAAAAUGAUGAAGUGCCUGAUAACAAGAUUUUGCAUGAAGGAGAAGAUGGUUGGGUUUAUGAAAGACUUUCACCUUAAAUAUUUAUGAAUAAUGUAUCAUGCUUUUAGAUACUUACACACCUUUUUUACUCAAUAGAUACCAUUGAGUAAGAGGUGUGUACCUGUUUAAAAACAGGUUACUGUUUAAGUGUAAGAAUAAAAAAUAUUGUCUUCCAUUUUUUAUAGAGAACUAUGUUUCAAUUGAUGUUUUAAUAUAAACAAAAAUUAAUUUAAA
Molecule: messenger RNA, 1162 nt
Organism: Pieris napi
Lineage: Eukaryota; Metazoa; Arthropoda; Insecta; Lepidoptera; Pieridae
Gene: Pnpo
Product: pyridoxine/pyridoxamine 5'-phosphate oxidase-like
Exons: 5
Coding region: 286-966 (226 amino acids)
Biological process (GO): pyridoxal 5'-phosphate biosynthetic process; pyridoxine biosynthetic process
Molecular function (GO): FMN binding; pyridoxamine phosphate oxidase activity
Source: RefSeq, a predicted model, not a curated record